Messenger RNA from Theobroma cacao (cacao), 1090 nucleotides. Its product is annotated as MADS-box transcription factor 23-like. Gene Ontology annotation, biological process: positive regulation of transcription by RNA polymerase II. Gene Ontology annotation, molecular function: protein dimerization activity; DNA-binding transcription factor activity; RNA polymerase II transcription regulatory region sequence-specific DNA binding. Lineage: Eukaryota; Viridiplantae; Streptophyta; Magnoliopsida; Malvales; Malvaceae. Gene Ontology annotation, cellular component: nucleus. The record is from RefSeq and is a predicted model, not a curated record.
UCUGCUGAUGAUAGUCAAGACCAAAACGACGUCUCUGAAAACCUCGGUUUGUCUCCUUCCUCCCGUUUCUCACUUCCUCUCCAAAAGAUUAAUUGUUGAGUACUGCCGAGCUAAGGCUAUGGGGAGAGGGAAAAUAGUGAUAAGGAGGAUCGAUAACUCGACGAGCAGACAAGUGACGUUUUCGAAGCGAAGGAACGGAUUGUUGAAGAAAGCGAAGGAGCUCGCGAUCUUGUGCGAUGCUGAAGUCGGAGUAAUGAUCUUCUCUAGCACUGGAAAGCUCUACGAUUUUGCUAGCACCAGUAUGAGAUCAGUAAUCGAGCGAUACAACAAAACAAAGGAGGAACAUCAGCAACUGGGGAACCCAACCUCUGAAGUCAAGUUCUGGCAAAGGGAGGCAGCAAUUCUGAGACAACAACUGCAAAACCUGCAAGAAAAUCACAGACAAAUGAUGGGUGAAGAACUUUCUGGAUUGAGCGUAAAAGAUUUACAGAAUUUGGAGAGCCAAUUGGAAAUGAGUCUACGUGGUGUCCGUAUGAAGAAGGACCAAAUUUUAAUGGAUGAAAUUCAAGAAUUGAACAGAAAGGGAAACCUCAUUCAUCAAGAAAAUGUGGAACUCUAUAAGAAGGUAAAUUUAAUUCGUCAAGAAAACAUGGAAUUAUAUAAGAAGGUUUAUGGAACAAGGGAUGUGAAUGGUGCAAACAGAGACUCCCUUCUCACAAAUGGUCUAGGCAUUGGCGAGGAAUCACAUGUGCCCGUCCAUCUCCAGCUAAGCCAGCCACAGCAACAAAACUACGAGACACCAGCAAGAGCUACAAAAUUGGGCAGACUGCAACUGCAUUAGCAAAACAAGAUGCAUCAAAGUGGGAUUGGAUGUCACUAGACUUUGAUCAAAAAAUGCUUAUGGGUCCAAAGGUUAUGCUUCUCAUAGUAAGAUGUGGUAUGUUAAACCACUAAUCAUUCAGCAAAGCAACAUUGGUUUGAAAUGAUUAAGCAAAUGAAGUUUAGCAUGUGUGUGAAAAAAAAACCAUCUAGUUAUGUAAAGAUAAGUUAAGUGUAAUAAAGAAAAAUAUAUAUAUAAAAAGGAGCAAAU